This is a messenger RNA of Gadus morhua (Atlantic cod), 2876 nucleotides long. Its product is annotated as transcription factor SOX-30. The record is from RefSeq and is a predicted model, not a curated record. NCBI's taxonomy places the organism in Eukaryota, Metazoa, Chordata, Actinopteri, Gadiformes, Gadidae.
CUGAUCCGUGCGCAAAUGCCUUCCGAUCCACGCGCAGCUUUCAGUGUUCCGUACUCGUAGAAUUGUUUUGUGUACUUGAAGGAUUUUUCACAAACUAAUGCAAAAUGCAUUAGUUUGUGAAUGAUGUUUUGUAUUUGCAAACCACACUGAGCGUGUGUGUGAAUCAUUGUGCGUGAGUAAAACACGUUUUGUGUGCGUGUGAAUCGUUAUGCGUGAGCAAAACACGUUUUGCGUGUGUGCGGGGUUUUGGCAUGGUUCUAACUCCAUAGUCAAGGACCGCAGGUCAUCAUUGUUUCUACUGUUUUAUCCUUUAAACUUGAUCAGGUCAGCAGGUCCGCAGGAAUUUACUAAAUAAACACGUUCUCUGCGGCGCGCGGGAAGCCAGUUUAAACUCCGUGACAGUUGGACCUCUUAUGAAUGAUCUUUAACCGUAGCCUACUAAUGAUUUAAACCGUAUUAAUAUUUAACCGUAUUAAUUAUCCUUAAACGUGUUCAUGAUUUUAACCGUAUUGAUGAUCUUGAACUGUAUCAAUAAUCUUUAACCGUAUUCAUUAUCUUAAACCAUGAAGACACAGAACAAGCGAGGUGUGCAGACGCGUUUUGAAAAUAUUGAUCAGGCAGAAAAUAUCGACCUUUUAAGAACAAAACAGCAGAAAAUUAGAAAGGUUAAGGACGUGCGAGGGCAUGAAACCAUAAUCGGAACCCAGUGGGAGGCCGAAGAUCCGAUCCAGAUCGACAACAUCGUUCUUCACACCAUAGCCCGCCAACAUGAUCCUGGAGACCCGCAGCCCUCCACACCCUCAUCGUGUGAAAAGCUUGAUUCGGCUCCCGGGCCUGGAGGACUAACAGAGGCCAGUAAGCAACGAGAUGCGAGGCCAGGCGGUAACGUUACUCACGCUUUCUACCCAACCGACGGUGGAUAUAUUCGAUCUUUCAACGCAACCUCUGCUGGUCCACGUCCCCCGAUCAGUGUCUUCCAGGCCUUUCAGAUGUCCCAGACCGGUACCCCGCAACACAGCCCUAAACCCACCGCAGGCCUGGAUGUCACUCUCCCUCCCUCAGAUGAAGAAAAUGUAAAAGCCCUGGUUUUGACCGAGUCACCAUACAGCAAAGGAUUCAAAAAGGGCAAUAUCAAAAGGCCAAUGAACGCCUUCAUGGUGUGGGCUCGUAUCAACCGACCGGCCCUGUCCAGGGUCAGCCCUCAGGCCACCAACGCAGACAUCAGCAUCCAGCUGGGCAAUGAGUGGAGCCGGAUGAGUGAGGAGCAGAAAAACCCCUACUUUCAGGAGGCUCAGAGACUGAAAAAUGUACAUCAGCAGCAGUUCCCUGGCUGGAUCUAUCAGCCCCAGAAGAAGAAGGGGGGUCCUGGGGGCCACCGGCCCAGCCCCUCUGAUGCCGUCCAGGCUAUGGAAGAAGAGCCACAUGGUCAGGCUUCCACCCGUCACCGCCCAAUACAGCCCUCCAACCCUCUCCUCCACAGCGAGCGGGGAGCAGGCUCCAGUCGUCCUGCACCUACCAGUCUACCACCUACCCCUCACAGUCUCCCGUCAUCCACCACAUCCGUCCCGGUGUUCCCCACUCUGCCUGGCGCCUGGCCAUCCAGAGGGGCAGACCCUCGGACCUUGCACACACCAGCCUCAAAUCCAGGCCCCUCUCCCUUUCCCAGGCCCUCCCAUGCGCUCAACAGCUGCCCCCAGGGCCUUUCUCAGGGCCAACAUUCAGACGCAAGAUUCCUUCCUGGGCCAUCUCCGUCCAGCAUGGUCUGCUCCUUUCCUCAGUUCAUGCCCAUGUCUUGGUCCAACCCAGCUCCUUCCAACCCCUACUCAGCAUCUUCUGCUUUGAUACCCCGACCACGCGUCAUCUACCCCAACCCUCACUUUGGACCCUGCUACCCCAAGGAUUCUUCAAUGGCCGCAGUAUUACCCUCAGAGCUACUACGACACCCCCCCCUUGAGGUACGACGUGGCUCUGACGGCCCUCCACCUGGAGUACCUGCAGCGCCAGCAGCAGGCUGCCUGGGCCAGCGGAGAUAGCCCCCCAGGACCUCCGGGGGCUCACCCAUACGCCACCCAGACCUUUGGCCCGUGGUUUCAGAACCCGAGUGGCCCGCCGGAGACAGAGGUCCUGGGCUCGUUCCUCCACAGCUCCGGCAGCUCAGCCAUGGGCCUCAUCCAGAGCCACCAGCUCAGGCUGCCACAGCAGCAGGGAGAGGGGGAGGGAUGUGACCAGGAGGAUGAGGUGGUCGAAGUGCUCUAGGGGAACCUCCAGCACACGGUUCAGCAAGAUCAGUUUUUAAUCUCACAAUCGUUCUCAAUUGUCGUUCUCUAAACUGUUUAAGGAAUUUUAAAGGUGCAUCAAACGUUGAAAAUGUAACGGCCUAUAUUUUUAAUUAUUAUGUGCAUAUGAAUUAUUAUUGUGAUCGAAACAAAUCUUCUAAAUGAAUUUGUCCAUCAUAUCCGAAGUUAUUUCCAACUGGUGAGAACAUUGAACAACUGGAUACAAGAAACCGCCUGCAAAAUGUCUCGCGUGUCAACAGAGAAAUGUACCGUCAGCCAAUAAAUAUGAGAACAAAUUUCAACACAGAAUACAGUAUACCCUUUCAGGACGUUACCUUGGUGUUUGCAAAUAUGAAUGCAAAUGUGACUGCUUGCCCUCAAGCCAGGGCAGGUGACGCACAGUUCCAACAAUUACUUAAAUAUGCAUGGCCUUCUAAUGCUCUCAAACUAAUAUAUGCCGUGAUAGAGAAAGGCCAAAAGAUGUUCACAAGUACACUAAAUAAAAGUGUUCUUAAAUGGUUGGUGCACUGUAAUUAAAUUCAUGUUUUGAGGCCCCUAGCCGUGUAGUGAAUGUACACUUGCAUUAAAGUGGACUUGGUA